Anguilla anguilla (European eel) is the source of this 1282-nucleotide messenger RNA. Its product is annotated as WEB family protein At4g27595, chloroplastic-like. Lineage: Eukaryota; Metazoa; Chordata; Actinopteri; Anguilliformes; Anguillidae. The coding region runs from base 219 to 1235 and encodes 338 amino acids. The record is from RefSeq and is a predicted model, not a curated record. The transcript has 11 exons.
AGAACUCCAGUAAAUAUUAUGUUUUAAAUGAUCAUGUGUAUUAUGACAUCACAAUGGAUGUCCUUCACUAUAUAUGCAACUCACUGAUUCAAUUACACACAAUUGCUAUUCUUAACAUUAUUUGAAAUAUUGCAUUGGUUACAUUAUUGGUUUAAUGUAUUAAUUUACUUGUAUUGUUUUUCAGGAAUUGUUGUUAAAACAUAUAUUUAGCAUAGCAUAUGAGCAUGCCAUCCAACGUGUUUUCACACUGGCGGCUGCUUAUCCUUCCCUUUUCCCUUUUCCUUGUGCUUUUCCUAACACCUGUGACAAUUUCCAACUUCGUGCAAAUUUCCCCUGUGAUCCCUACAUUCUCUACUGAUGGACUUCUUCAGCUGUCUGACUCGCUUAUCACCCAUCUACCAGAGGGCUGGAGACCAGGCCCUAGCAUAGGAGAUACCAUCCUACUCCUGCUAUGGGUGUUGACAGUAUGGAGGACCGGGUCAGCUGUAAAAAAGAGGAUAUACCAAUGGCCUAAAAAGAAGGUAGCGAGACUUUCUGCGGAAAGAAAUGCUGCCAUAAAUGAAAUUUUAGAUCUGCACAAAAAGAAAGAAGACCUUGAAGACCAGUUCAAGAGGAUGAGGAACACCAUAACUUCCCUUAUGAUGGACUAUUGGCUUCUCAAAGAGUCAUGCAAGGCAUACGAAGCGACAACUUUGGCUUCAGAGAAGAUGAAUCGUGGACUGAAGAUCAACCUAGAGAACCAGUUGAAAGACCUGGAAACGGAGGCAGAAAUCUUAAGAACCAGCCUGAAGAUGACUGCCAAACGACUGCAACAGCGUGAGGGCUUUCUACAACAGAAACUAGUGCAAGAGAAAAUUCUUCGUCAGGAGUCAGAAGCAAGACUGUACUCGGAACGUAAAGCUUCUGAACAGACCACAAAGAAAACGAACACGGACCAUGAAAAAAGAGAGAGUUCAUACAAGAACCAGAUUGAGGAACUCACAAAAAUUUUGACUAACAUGGAAACACUGCUGCACUCUGCCAAAUUUGAAAAUGAGAUGCUGAAGGAAUCCAGCAAGGCCUACCAGGCAAUGACCGUCAAUUCGGCUAAAGAAAUCCUUAGGGUCAAGACAAUCAUUGAAGAGGAGCGUAGCAGACACCAUGAAGAGAUUAACGCCCUCAAGACCCAGCUAAACAUGGUCACCAUUCAGGCUCAGGAAAAAGAGACCACUUUACAGAAAUCAAGGAACUGUUAGAGCGACUGGCAAGUGCACAAAAUUUAGCCACAUCUACCAAAUCUGAA